AUGGAACACUCUGAUUCUCCCAUAUUUUCAAUGUGCAAAACAGGUGAUUUGCAUGGUGUUAAAAACCUCCUAACCAAUGACCAAACCAGACAACUUUUACAUGCCAAAGAUGCACAUGGAAAUUCUCUCCUCUAUUAUGCUUCACUGUGUGGGAGAAUUUCAUUGGUAAAGUAUCUCUCCGAGUUGGGUUUACGUGACGAUGAGUAUAGAAGAUGUUGGUGGAAUGCCCUUUCAUUACAAACAAGAUCGGUUUUGAAAUUAUUCAAUGAUUACAAGAAUAUUCCAUCGACCAGUUCUGGAAUGAAUACGGAAAGCAAUGUACUUUCAGUGAUGCAUAAAUUAUUAAUGAAAUGUCUACACAAUGAUUUAAAUAAUUCAAGUAGUGAUCAAUUAUUGAGAGAAUCAAAUAGUGGAGAGGAUAUGAUAUUGAGAUUUAAAUUUAAGGAUCAAAAUCAGCCAACAGAGUUCAAAUGUCAAAGUUGGAUAAUUCUCUCGAGAUGGCCUCAAAUUGUAUUAUUUGCUUUGAAGAAAGUUCAACUAGAAAAAGUGAUUAAUUUACCAACUCUUGAUAAGCAUGAAAUGAAUUUAUGUAAAUUGAGUGCUCAAGAUUUUGAAAAUUAUGUGAAAAGAAAUAAUACUAAUGUUAUUCAGCAGAGACUAACAAGGAUUAUUACUCAGGAAAAAAACAAAUUGAAAGAAUUGAAAUCUAGGUAUAGUAUGAUACUUGGAAUACCUAAUUUAGAUAUGUGCAAUCAAGCAUUAGCAAAGGAAAAUUUCGAAAUGGCGCAGACAAAUCUUAAGUGUAUUGAUUUUGGAUCUAUUAACGCCAAUAAGGAACAUUUUGAGUUGGCUCUUACCUAUCUCUACACUACCAAAAUACCACCAAUUAGUGAUAAGUAUGAUAUUUACUGUUUGAUGGAACUUGGAGUUAUGCUCAAUAUGAAAAGUAUGGUUGACCACAUAUUCAAUAUGCUAAGAGAGGCAAAUGAUAACCAACAAGAGGAUGUUCUAUUGAAUGAUUUGGAUCCUAUUAAUUAUCUCUUUAAAGAUUGCAAGUCAAAGAUUGAUUCCUUGAAAAAAACGAGUUGCAACAUGGGACUAAAGAUGGUCAACUCUACUGAUGGAAAGAUUUUGCUAUGCCACAAGAGUAUUGCAAUGUCUAGAUGUGCUUUCUUUGAUGUACUUGGAAAUUGUGAUUUUGAAGAUGGUUUGAAAUUCAAACAGCAAGAAGCCACACAUGAGUUACCAGUUAUGGAACUACAACAAUUCUCUUUAGAAUCCACACUUCAAACUCUAUUAAGAUAUAUAUAUUGUGAAAAGGCAGAGAUUACAAAGUCAAAUGCAGUUGAACUGAUGCACAUUUCAGAUUUAUACGGAUUGUCAUCUCUUUCUGACAAAUGCGAACAGUUUUUAUGUGAAAAUACCACAUCAAGGGAUGGAAACUUGUUCGAAUUGUACAAACUCUCCAUUGAAAUGGAACGAAAGAAGUGGCAACGAUCCUUAGAACCUAAAGCCCUCGAAUUUAUAGAAGAACAAACGAGAAGGCAAAAAAUUAACCAAGCUGAAAUUGUGAGAGAUUUGGAAGACCUUGAUUUGAAUCCUGAUACUAUCAAAAAGUUUAAGAAUGCCUCCAAUUCUGCCAAUUAA
Molecule: messenger RNA, 1647 nt
Organism: Naegleria gruberi
Lineage: Eukaryota; Heterolobosea; Eutetramitea; Acrasida; Naegleriidae
Exons: 1
Coding region: 1-1647 (548 amino acids)
Cellular component (GO): cytoplasm; ubiquitin ligase complex
Molecular function (GO): protein binding
Source: RefSeq, a predicted model, not a curated record